UGGCAUGAGAGGAUGGCAGAUCCAGGCUGCCCCCAGAGGCACACACUACGUUUUUUAUCAACGUUACUUUCCCAGAAGGUUCCGGAGAAGUCUGACGUCGUGCUUCGAUGCAUGAUAGCCGGUCAGCCCAAGCCAGAGGUGACUUGGUAUAAGAAUGGUCAAGCCAUAGAUUCGGGAAACACCGUUUCCAGUUACGAGUUCUUUGAGAACCAGUAUAUUCAUUUGCUACAUCUCCCAGGCUGUGCCCAGAGCGACGCUGCGGUUUAUCAGGUCUCAGCGAGAAGCUGCGUGGGGAUGAUCUGCUGUUCAGCCUCCCUGGAGGUCCAGUGUCUGCAGGACCCACAGGUCUCUCCUGAUCCAGGAGGUGGCGGGGACGUGGCUGGGGAGCGUGAAACAGAGAUACGUGAAGAAGACAGCACACGCCGCACAGACGAGAAGUGGAACCCUUGUAAAACAGAAGAAAGUAUGGCCGCAGGGGCUUACAUGCCAACUCAUUCCUCCCCAGACAAAUUCGACCCCUCGUGCUCACCCCAGAUGGUGGUCAGUCAUGACUCUGCUGUUUCCGAUUCUGAGAAUCCCCAAUACGUUAAAGAGGCAAGACAAAGGACAGAGCCUUUCAAUUCAGAUAACAUGCAAGCAAGUUCCUUUAAUUCAAAUAUUGAGAAGCAAGAUGUAUCCCAGCUCAGGACGGCCCAUGCCACUGUGUCAGGGUUAACUGGUGAUGGCCUAGGACAUGAAGAACCUAAUGAGAGUGUCACCCCUAGUCACCAAACCCCCAAAGCACAGAAAUAUAUCAGCUUCAGUCUUCCACUGCCCGAGGCAACCCUGUAUCCUUACCCCAGCGACAGCAACUCCAUCAACAUGCAGCCGGGACCCCAGGUUCCCAGCGAAGACUCUGACAGUGACUACGAACUUUGCCCAGAGAUAACCCUAACGUACACGGAAGAGUUUUCGGAUGAUGACCUGGAGUAUCUGGAAUGUUCCGAUGUUAUGACGGAUUACUCUAAUGCGGUUUGGCAAAGGAACCUGCAGGGGACUGACCGAGUUUUUUUAUUAGAAAGCGAUGACGAAGAGAUGGAAUUCAAUGAGUGUGGUCCCGGUGGGUGUGAGCAUUUCUUCAGUGAAAUGGGUUGUGGGCCUCAGGUGUCGGGUGGCAUGUGGUCUAUGAAUGUCGCCACUGGCUUCUGUAGCUAUCGCUCACAACCCCAGGAAGUGGGGGACAGGAGCAGCGGAACCUCCAGGCAUAGCCCAUUACCCCUGCAUUCAGAAAUGACUCUUACCCUGGGACCUCACCAGGACGGAAUAGCUACGAUGACAGAACCGGGGAGGGCUCCACUCCCCACUGCUUCCGAGGCUGUUGAAAAUGAUUGUUCAGGAAUUCGGGGAGAAACCAGAGACAAGCCUGAAGCAGGAGAGGAAUUCUCCAGUGACAAUCUACAGACCAUGGAUAAGGCAGAGACAGAGGCAUCGGCGAAGCCCUUGUCUGGGGGCUCAGAUAAGUCAGAGGCGAAGCAGGGUUUGAAAAGCCUGGCUGGGGAACGCACGGAAGAAAAAUACCCAGGCAGCAGGAAGACAGCCCUGAGACCCACCAGGGCGAGGUGGCCCGGAAUGAAGGCAAAUGUCAAGAAGCAGCUGCUGAAAGACGGUCCCCCAAAAGGCACUCUUGAUCCCCUUCCCAAGGAACCAACAAAGCAGCCCUUAACCAGGAGCUAUGGACAAGAACCUGCACACACAGAGACGGGAGCUCCUGGCUGGAAUUCCCACUUCCGAGAAGUGUGUAUUCCUCUUCCUGCAGAGCAAGACUCCAAAACCCCUCGACCACCAGCAGACCCACUUUCAAAGGAAGGGGAUAGCAGCUUCGAGGGAGGAGGAGCACUGCUUAGUACGUUAUCUGAAGCAAGCCAGAUUCCAGACCAGACCGCCGGCCGUCUUCAGGAAACCAUUGGGGAGAACAGUUAUCUCGACCAGAUGCCGGCCUUUUCCGUGCCCGCUGAGGAGGAGUCUACGUUCACCGGGGUCCAAACACAUUUCGUCUCCAACUUGACUGAGAUCGACAGGGGAAACUCAUCAUUGGCCCAGUACCUGGGGCUGGAGAGCUGUCCCCAAAGCCCCCAGCAGGAAAGCAGACAAAACAGAGAAGGUGACAGGCCUGGCGCUCUCUGGGCAGAAUCAGCACAAGAACUGAGACCCCUAGAAGACAAUGAUGAAGAAGUGUCCCAGGCUCCAGCCUCAGUGGCUCUCCCUCAGGGUGAUGGUACCCACUUCAGGGAGUCAGAGGCUCUCUCUGAUGCUUUCUCCCAGCCUACUGCUCCCUCCCUCCCCUUGGAAAAUGUGGACAGUGGGUCAAGGGGCAGAGAAGCUGCGUGUGUGAUGGGGUGUUUUGAAGCUGGUGAUCAAGAAACAUGUUAUGCUACCAUGGAUCUCCCUGUUGGAGCACCAGUUGAUAAAUAUUUGCCUGAAGAAAUUUGCCCCAUGGACUUGGAGCUGACAGAAGGUCAAAGAGAAGUAUGUGAUUUAUGUUCUCCUGACAAGAUAUUGGCUGUUCUACAAGCACAAGGUUCUGAGUCUCCACAGGCCACGUACAAGCACAGCGAGGAUGGGAAGUCAGCCGAGGGCGCUCUUUUUCAUAGUACCUUAGCCUGGGACACAUCACCGGAGGCCAGAGAAGAUGCUACGGGAGGGACAGCAGCUGAUACGGGGAAUUCUCCCUCCAUCUUCUCUUCUACACUACUCUACAAUGUAGGAGGGUUUGGGGAGAUACAGGCCCCUUGUUCUGAAAAUAUCUCCUUUGUAAACAGUAACGAAGGAGGCUAUGGAAGCUCCAAUCUCAGCGUUCCGAUUGCCAUAGACACGCUUGCCAGCUACGGUUCCAUCAGGGAGUGCUCAGAAGAGCAGUCAACAGAACCAGCUGCUAAUGUUGACUGUCAUCAGGUGACCAGAGAGACAGAGGGCAUACUAACUGAUGCCACCGAAGUCCACAAAAUCAAAUGCCGCACCGUUUCUGUUCCCCACAUCAACGACUUUGUUGAUGGUGCUGACCAGGUCUCGUGUGAGGCACAAGAUGAAGAGAAUUCCCCAUCGCUCCCCGAUGACCCGUUAAGUAGCUUCACAGGUGAAGCAACCAGGGAGACUCUUGUCCCAGCGCCCAGUGAUGCAGGAACUCAUGGCCACUUCUUACUGCCCGAGGGACAGGGUUUGUACCUCAGGCCUCUUCAGAUUGAUACCCAGCCUGGGUAUGAGAGCCAGACUGUGGAGGGAGCCCACAGCGGAGGCCUUGAAGAGGACUUCCAAGAAAAGGGAAAUGGGACAAAGCAAUGCAUCCGGCCACAGAGCACAUCCCAUCAGGGUUCUCUUUCUGCAAAUGAUUUCCAAGAAAGUUUGCCCUCCAUACCUGCCAUGCAACAGGAGGUCAACGUGGAACCCUUCGAGCACUCCCCAGCAGAUUCCGGGGAAGAAACUGAGUGUAGCUCAGACCAGAGGACCAGUGUUUCUGUGUUGGCUGAGAAGACCAUGGGAGAAGGCAGUCCUUUGGUAAGCAGUGUCCCAGCUCUCCCUGACAUCCUCCUUGGAGAGAAAGAUGGCAUUGGACUAGGAAGUUGGUCUGUGGGCAGCAAAGUGAAGAUCAUAACUCUAGAAGCUCCUGUUUUUGAAAUCUGGCCCCCAGAACUAGUGACGCAUUCUGGGUACAAGGAGGCAGAAGUUGGUCUCACGGCACCUGGAAGGAGCUGGGCUCUGUCUGACAUCCUCAGAGCAGGCACCAGGCCCGAGCCAGGAGCCUUGGGAGUAACAACAUGGGUUCCCAGCCCCAAAGCCGAUGCCAUUAUGGCCCUUGGAAAUAACAGGGACAUCUGCGAAGAUGCUGCACCAGACAGACAAGCGUACUGCAACAGUCAGACUUCCCAGUGUCUGGGCCAACCCCGACUCCUGGAGUCAUCUGUUGACCCUGUUGAGGAGAAGGAGUUAAAUGUCACGGACUCUCCAUCAGAGACUUCCAGAACUGGAGAGGUGGAAAUGGCUGAGACAACGGAUGAGGAACAGGGGGGAAGGCAGCACAAGCUGCCGCACCCCACCGUUGCUAACCAGUCUGUGAACUUCCCUAGGAUCCUGGAAUCCUCUGUGGACCCCAUUGAUGACAGGGGUGGGAAGCCAGAGCCCUCUGACUCCAACAUAGAAGCAAGUGAAUCCACCACUGGAAACAUGUGUCAGAGGGUAGACAUCCAAACUGCUCACCUACGGGUCCCACAUCCCCAGGACAAUGGGGAAAUCAUUCCAAACGAAAACACAACCAACCAAACUCAUGUAGACAGAGAGCGAGCAGAUGCCAAAGCCAGUCAGCAUAAUGCAGCAAAAGACGCUAUUUGGCAAGGCCAGUGCCCCGGUGAAGAGAGACAAGGGAUUCCAAGUGUGUGCACCGUGAGCCCAACACAAGAUGGUGGUGACAGAAGCCUAGGAGAAGCUGGGCAAAGGGGAAAGGACGAGACUGAGGUCACUUCCCCCAUGUCUCCCCUUUCUAACUGUCCUGCAGGAAUGACGUACACAUCUGUCACGGCUGAGACCAGUAACUCCACAGGCCACAUUUAUGGCGGAUCUGAGCCCAGAACCCAUCAACGUGUAAUUCCUGUGAAGAGGGAAAAAGGAACCAUCGAGAACAAGUGUGGGAAACAUGUGCCCUCUUCAAAUGAUCUCAUGGACACACUCUGCACUUCAUCUCCCAAAGGAAAUGUCACACGCUCGCCAACGAGCCCUCGCGCAGAGGAACUGAAAUCAGAGGAGCUUCAAAUUGCGGAAACCAAACCCCUAAACUCAUCUGACCCCCGAACAAUGACCUUGGCUUUCAUUUCAGGAGAACAUGAGUCAGAGAAAGACCCUGAAAGCUUGUUACUUAAGGACCUGUGUCAAAAGGGCUCUACCCUGGAGAGCGGGAAAAAGUCCAGAGAGGAACAGCAGAGGCCUGUGGUGGCCAACAUCAGCAAGGCACCCGGGGCCCAAUCAGCAAUAGCUGGGUCAGAGGAGGGCAAAAAACAAGAGGCUUCAGGGAGUGGACACUUGGCUGCAGGGAUAAAGAAGAAAAUUCUAUCCAGGGUGGCAGCCCUGAGGCUGAGGCUAGAGGAAAAGGAACGUGUGAAGAACUCCACUCUGAGGAAGGCACCUAAGUUUGAACGGUCCUUGUCCCGCACUGAUGAGAAAAGAGACCCCAGAAGGGCCCCUUGCAAAGCUGAAGGGAAAGCUCCAGUAUUGCUGAAGAAGAUCCAGGCUGAGCCGGCUCCCGAGCACUCUGGAAAUAUAAUGCUGACCUGUCAGUUUUCAGAAAUCCAUGAAGACUCUACCGUUUGCUGGACAAAAGAUUCGAAGUCGAUAGCCCAGCUCAAGAAAAGCGCAGGGGACAGCUCCAGUGUUUCCUUGGCCAUCGCCCAAGCUGGUCAGAAGGACCAGGGCCUCUAUUACUGCUGCGUCAAGAACAGCUACGGAAAAGUCACUGCUGAGUUUAACCUCACAGCCGAAGUUCUCAAACAGCUCUCCAGUCACACGGAAUACAGAGGAUGUGAAGAGAUUGAAUUCAGCCAGCUCAUCUUCAAAGAAGAUGUUUUCAAUGACAGCUACUUCGGGGACCACCUACGCGGCCAGAUCUUCACGGAGGAGCUUCACUUCGGCGAAGGGGUGCACCGCAAAGCUUUCCGCAGCACAGUGAUGCAGGGCCUCAUGCCCGUCUUCCAGCCCGGCCACGCAUGCGUACUCAAGGUGCACAACGCUGUCGCCCAUGGGACCAGAAACAAUGAUGAACUUGUGCAGAGGAACUACAAGCUCGCUGCCCAGGAAUGCUACGUUCAGAAUACUGCCAGAUACUAUGCCAAGAUCUAUGCCGCUGAAGCACAGCCUCUGGAAGGCUUCGGAGAGGUGCCGGAGAUCAUUCCUAUUUUCCUUAUCCGUCGGCCCGAGAACAACAUCCCUUACGCCACAGUGGAAGAGGAGCUGAUUGGAGAAUUCGUGAAAUAUUCCAUCCGAGACGGGAAGGAAAUCAACUUCCUCAGACGAGAUUCGGAGGCUGGUCAGAAGUGUUGCACCUUCCAGCACUGGGUAUACCAGAAAACAAGUGGCUGUCUCCUGGUCACGGACAUGCAGGGUGUGGGAAUGAAGUUAACUGACGUUGGCAUAGCAACACUGGCUAAAGGGUACAAAGGAUUUAAGGGCAACUGUUCCAUGACCUUCAUUGAUCAGUUUAGAGCGCUGCACCAGUGUAACAAGUACUGUAAAAUGCUGGGGCUGAAAUCCCUUCAAAACAACAGCCAGAAGCCCAAGAAAAUCCUCGGGAAAGGCAGAGCUCCUUCAAACUCCUCGCCAGUGAAGGCGCCUGAGUCCGGGACGCCCACAGAAAAGAAAACCUAGCAUCCCUCAUCCCUUGGCCACCAGUGACCACCAGCCAGCAACGCACAGGCUUGCAAGUGGACAUUGGCCAACACGCGGGGUCGCGAGCCUGCAGCCUGCAGAGCCUCACUCCUCUUCCGCUCACUAUCACUUGCUGUCUGCUGAAACGAGGAUGGCGAGGAUGGCGUGGGUCUUUCUGACUAGCCCUGUGGGGAGUCUCAGCAGUUCCGUUGAUGGUCUCAAAGACAGCCCACUGUUUGUGUACACAACUAGCGAGUCUACCCCACCCCCUCUCACCGUGUGUCUAUUUGUGUGUUGCACGUGGUUUGUUGACAAGAGUUCCACACUGCCUUGCGACUGGCCACCGUCAAAAUCCUUCCCACCACGACUCCUCACCUCGGGAAUGUCUGGAUGUUUCUGCAAUUACAAAUGUCAAGUUGUCGUAUCAGUGUCACCUAUGCUACUGUUGCUGAAGGUGGCUUUCCAGAUGUGAGGCCAUUUCCCGGCACUACCCACACAGCCUGGCACCUGCUCUGUUUCAUUAAAUUCAUAUUUAAGCAAAAA
Molecule: messenger RNA, 6927 nt
Organism: Rattus norvegicus (Norway rat)
Lineage: Eukaryota; Metazoa; Chordata; Mammalia; Rodentia; Muridae
Source: RefSeq, a predicted model, not a curated record